GUACAAUUCAUUCUUUCGGACGUAACACUGCACUCUACCCAGUCAGGCUCAUUCUUGGACUCAGCAUUAUGCAUCUCCACCAUCUCCUCUUCGCGUUUCUCUUCAGCUCGAUACAAUGUGCUCCGCUAUCUUCUCCUAGCAGCGACUUGCUCCGCAGCCUCAAUCUCACGGUGGACGAACUUGGCGCAACGGUCUUCGCUCUGCUCUAUGGCACUCCGUUGAUGGAUUUCUACCAGUUGGCUGAAGGAACCUUGACGACCGUAGGCUCGAACGUUCUAGGACACAAAAACGCAACGGCUACGGCUAGUACCCAUAACGUCGUCAGGCCCAACGUGGAUACAAUCUAUGGAAGUGCCACAUACGAUCUUUCCGCAACUGACUUAGUUCUUGUGUUGCCUCCUAUGGAUGAAGACCGGUUUUAUCUGUUCGCCAUCUAUGACCCUUACGGAGACAACUUCGCCUCCAUCGGUAGUGUACCCGCUAGCGCACCAGGGAAAUACCUCAUCCGAUCCUUGGAAUCGAACUGCGACGAUGACUGCGAGGGCUACGAAGGCUGUAUCACAUCCCCCACCCCGAUCGGAACCAUCCUUGUCCGCAUCGAAGUCAAGAACAACAGCACAGAUGUCGCCGAGGUCAACUCCUAUUUCUCGAAGGUCUCCCUCACCUCUAUCAAUCCCCGCAUACCUUCCUUCCCAGCCCUGACCCUGGCCGACUUUGAUAACCUUUCCAACAACACCGCGGUCUCAACGCUCGAACUCACCGCCCGCCUCGAGUCUCGCUCUCCCCCGGAGACAGCCCACUUCCAAGCCGCUGUCCCGCCGAUCCUGGCUCUCGCCGGUAUCACCAACGGCCACUAUAAAAAGCCAGCGUCCGUGAAUCUAACACGGGCAUCCGAGCUUGUCAACGCCUCUGUGGCCGCAUUUACGAAUACGCCAGGUAGUUACCCUGACCUCGGCAACGGCUGGUCCAUCCUGAACAACUCCUACAGCGGCACCUUCGAGUCUGGCACCGCCAUUAUCCCGCGCACCCUGAUUGCAAUCGCGCUCUACCUCCAGAACAAGGCCACCAACGCGCUCUACCCUACCCUUGGGUCGACGCAGCUAAGCCUGACCGACAGCGAGGCGUACCUCUUUACCUUCUCGGGGAAGCCACCGGUUGCAGCUGAUGGCUUCUGGAGCCUCACCAUGUACGAUGACACGGGCUACUUAGUGCCGAAUGCAUUGGAUACGUAUGCCGUUGGGGACCGCAGCAACAUCACCUAUCCCAGCGGGGAUCUGGUUUACGCCGACGGUGCUAAAGAUGGGAGUUUCCAGGUCCUGGUGCAGGAUGUGAACGUAGCCCCGCCGAGUAACUGGACCGCGAACUGGCUUCCUGCGCCUUCCGGCGGUGGCUCGUUCACUGUGACUUUCAGACUUUAUGCGCCUGAGGCCGCGGCGUCAAAUGGGUCAUAUGUCUAUCCGGUGGUUACGAAGGGAGAUGCCAUUACGGCGUAACGCACGAGUUACGAUGCGGCACGCUGCCAGCGGGGCUCGCGAUGUGGAAAGCUGUCAGAGCACAAAGUGCUUCUAGGGAGCUGAAAAGACAAUGUCAUUGCUAGAGUUAGAGGGUUAGGAAUGUCAACUGGUACGGAAAGGGGUGGUUGUAGGUGGACUGCGAGUGGGAGAAGAUAGAGAGCGGGAAGUGGUCUAUUCUUCACGCCAUAUGACUUCUAUGUGGGAAUUCUGAGGGCCUGCGAUGUUCGAAACACGUAAAAACUAGCCUAUUUCCUAUGUAGCAUUUAGUGGAUAAUACUCAUCGCUUUCCCCUUAACGUUUUGUAGAACUAAUCGUCAAGGCUUGAAUAAAUAGAUGAUAGCUGUAC
This is a messenger RNA of Mytilinidion resinicola, 1860 nucleotides long. RefSeq lists its product as uncharacterized. The transcript has 4 exons. The record is from RefSeq and is a predicted model, not a curated record. The coding region runs from base 69 to 1493 and encodes 474 amino acids. Lineage: Eukaryota; Fungi; Ascomycota; Dothideomycetes; Mytilinidiales; Mytilinidiaceae.